GCAUUGGCAGGAUGCCAGCCUCUGGCACGGCAAGAAUGACAGCCACUCGUGGGUGCUACGACGGCGGCACGGGCAGUGCUCCGGCGCACGCUCCUUGCGCUAGUCGGUCCGCGGCCCUUGCAAGCGCGCCACGCUCGGCCUAUGCUUACCGGUGUUACCCUGUUUAAUGAAAUUACAAACAGUGGUGCCUUGUGAACUUCUAUAUAAUACAAGACAUCUAUAUAAUCAGUCGUCUCACCUCGCUGCUCGUCUUCUAAAGGAAUGUGGACUUAAUUACAUGGGCUACAAGUGACAAUGUCAAGUGGCAUGGAGGUCGGGGUGAACCAGCAGCUGGGCCGCGCGCACCUGUCGCACCUGCCGCAGCGGCCGCCCGUCGACCUGAGCUUCCAGGACCUGACCUACACCGUGCAAACUGGACGAAGUUCUAAGCUCAUCCUUCGCGGGAUCACCGGCGAGUUCCGCUCGGGGCAGCUGACGGCCAUCCUCGGGCCAUCCGGAGCCGGCAAGAGCACGCUGCUCAACAUACUAGCUGGAUACAGAGUAAUAGGCGCUAGCGGGCAGAUAUGCACUAACGGCGAGCCCCGAAACUUGCGGCAGUUCCGCAAACUGUCUCGAUACAUCAUGCAAGAGGACUUGCUGCAGCCCCUCAUCACCGUGCAGGAGGCCAUGGCCAUAGCGGCGGACCUCAAGCUGGGGUCUGAAGUUAGCAGGAAAAAGAAAGGAGUUAUUGUAGAAGAAAUUGUGCAGUUGCUACGGCUAAGUAAGGCGCGCGACACGGCGACAGAGCGGCUGUCGGGCGGCGAGCGCAAGCGGCUCGCCAUAGCGCUAGAGCUGCUCAACAACCCGCCCGUCGUGUUCCUCGACGAACCUACCACUGGGCUUGAUGACGUGGCUUCCUCAACGUGCGUGUCGCUGCUGAAGCGAGUGGCGCGUGGUGGGCGGACUGUGGUGUGCUCACUGCAUACGCCCUCUGCGCGGCUGUUCGCGGAGUUCGACCACGUGUACGUGGUGGCGGACGGCCGCUGCGCCUACCAGGGCACUUCGGCUGGUGUCGUGCCCUUCCUCAACGAACUCAACCUGAUAUGCCCAACGACCUACAACCCUGCUGACUUUGUGAUAGAAGUGUCAAGCGGCGAAUACGGGUCGCACGUAGACCGCAUGGUGGCUGCGGUGGAGAACGGGCGCAGCCAGCGCUGGCGCGACUACGCCGUCGCGGCCUCGGACCGCGACGACAUCGAACAGCUCAACGCCGGUGGCGUCGAGGAACACAACUACACGUACGGCAGCACCUCAACACAGCAGUUUUGUAUACUGCUGAGGCGGAUGCUGCUACAGACUUUCAGAGAUCGGGGCUACCUGCAGAUCCGCGUGGGCCUGCACCUGUUCCUGGGCUUCAUCAUCGGCUUGCUGUUCAGUAGGAUGGGCUACGACGCCUCCAAGACAAUAUUCAACUUCGGUUUCUGCUACGCCUGCAUUAUCGCCAUGUUCUACAUUCCUAUGAUGCCCGUGCUUUUAGCUUUCCCAACAGAGGUUCAAUUGGUGAAGCGGGAGUACUUCAACCGCUGGUACGGUCUGAAGCCGUACUACGCGGCGCUGGUGGUGUCGCGCACGCCGGCCACCGUGGCCUUCAGUCUGAUGUACCUCUGCAUCACCUACCCGCUCACCUCGCAGCCCAUGGAACUGGACCGGAUUCUCAUGUUCACGUCUAUUUGUAUCGUGGUGGCGCUCAUCUCCGAGUCUAUGGGGACGGUUAUAUCGUCGACGUUAAAUGUAGUUAACUCGGUGUUCAUGGGCCCAGCAUUGAGCGUGCCUCUGAUGUUGCUGGCGGUGUACGGCAUCGGGUACGGCGACACGCCGGCGCCGCUGUUCUGGCGGCUGGCGCGCGCCUGCUCCUUCAUGCGCUACGGGAUCGAGGGGCUGGUGGUAGCCAUCUACGGUCCGCCACGGGAUGACCUCAUAUGCCCAGACCACGUAGACUACUGCGAGUUCAAGAAUGUCAAGUUCUUCGUUAAGCUGAUGGGCAUGUCAGGCGUCUCUUUCUGGACAGACUUAGGCGUGCUGUUGCUGAUGCUCUGCGCCAUGAACCUGGCCGGCUACUACCUUCUGCGGCAGCGGCUGUCGCCCAACUACGCCUUCCGGGGCAUCAAGAUCAUCGGAAGGUUCAUCAAGACGAAGAUGAGUAUUUCGCCCUAUUAAGUAAUAGUAAAUAAAUAAAAAUAGAAAACGCAACGUCAGUUGAUCUGCCAGAAAGACAGGGAGAAGAAGAAGAAGACUGGGGUUGGGAAGAACUUGAACUUGCCGAUUGUUACCUGGAGCUUUAAGCGUAAUUUUAAUGGACUAGAAAUGAACGUAUUGUCUUCAAAGAAUAUGUAUUGUUAAGGUUGGGUGAGACUGAAUGGACUUAAAAAAUCGAUAUAUAACUAGAUAUGUAAGUAAACAAGCCUAUAUUUUUAAGCUCGCGGUAUUGUGUGAAUAAUUCGUAUCGGCAAGGACAAACAAAUCAAGAAAGAAAGCUUCGGCAGAAAUGUGUAGAAAUAUUUUAGUGGGUGGGGGAAAGUUAGUAGACUGGGGAAAAUACGUCCAUCAACCAAGAGCCUCUGCUUUUUCUCUCUCCUCUGUUGCUAAGGGAAACAUCAUGAGGAAACCGCACUAAUCCCAUCCCAAUAAAGCCUGGAUUCCUCUAUGGGUUGAAAGAUGACAUAGCAGUCGCAAUGCUUGCCCCAAUUUUGUGAAUAAGGUUACCGAGCGAACCCCAGGAUCCCUUAGUAGGCCGGGGGACAACGUUUGGUAGGUGUUGAGAAAAAGAAAAGGAUAGGUUGGUAUCUACCAGAAUUUUAUACAAAGAUAACUUGCAAUCAUGUUUCUGUAAAUUGCAUUUGGCAUGAGUAGUUGAUAUCAAUGUGAAUAGCGUUUUAGGUUUUUACUUCCAAAAGUCCGCUUUAGGCCGCUGAACAUUACGUGGUUAUGAAUGUUAUCAUGUCCCUACUUGCAAGAGGCAGUGUAUUGCUGAACAAACAUGAUAUUUAUAUUUAUUAGUUAUGUACCUACAUCACACUUCCCAAUGUAACUUUAAAGAAACGUUCCUUAUUGAUUGGUGGCUUUGUCUUGUUGUAAGCAAUUUUUGUGAUAAUUUAUUUUUAAAUAGACGGUUCUUAUCUUAAUUAGGUAUGAAUACAUAAGUUAUAUGUGCCAAAUACGGGAACGCAAAUAACAUGUAUGUAGUUUAGAAGAUUUUAUAGUUAUUUUUAUAUCAAUAAAAUACAUUAAAAUGUAAAUAAAUAAUAUCAUGUAUACAGUAUGUAAAGUACUGAGUAACUUUUAGUAUGGGACCAACCCCGAAAUCACGAAAUAAAAUUAGGCUAUUUUGCACAUUUUGGUUGGUCUCACGUUGAAAUGUUCUAUGGGAGAGUCCAUUUUUUUUCGCGAUUUCGGGGUUCGCCUGAUAAUAAAAGAUGCUCAGUAUGAACAAAAUAUUAACGGGUUUGUGCAAAUGGUUUUAGUUAAUAUACAUACGGUGUACAGGGUGUUUAUUUAGUGAUCUGCAAUAAUUUACGGGGUGAAUAUAUAGGACAUACUGAGCAACUUUUACUAUGGGACCAACCCAGAAAUCGCGAAAAAAAAAAUACUUCCUAAUUACUCUCCCAUAGAAAAUGACAACGUCAAUUUUUUUCCUAUAUAUUCACUCCGUAAAUUAUUGCAGGUGACUAAAUAAACACCCUGUAUCUUAAUUACCUAUACUAAUAUUUUUUGUAUUGUGUGUUGAUAAUACUGUGAUUUCAAAAAAUCUCUUGAUAUAAGUGAAAUUGUACACUAUUACACUAACAACAUUGUCCACGCCCUGUUUUAUCUAACCGCCAGCUCCGGUUUCCAGCCUUAGGUAUAAAUAUAAGUUUGGCAAGAGUCGCAUGUCAGUGGCGCAUUAGCAGAGAUAACCAUAUAGUAUUUUUAUGCUAGUAUUGGGCUACGUUUCCACCAGAGAUAUGCGAGGUAGCUGAGCGGUACGACGAUGUGUAGCGACGGUGUGUAGGGGCUCUUUUCAAAUAAUCGGGCGAGGUGCGGUGAGGCGGGAGCGAAGCUUUUUAAUGUUUUUCGCUCGCGUCCGCCGCAACACCACUCGCAACACAUUCCUCGCUCACAUUCUUCACUUGUUUUGUAUACUGUCCAAAAACCUCGUUCCGCUGAGCUCUUUCCUCAAAAGCUUUGCUGAGCGGGGAUAGGUAAAUCAAGCGUUUCUAUUGGUUCACGAGCUAUGACAAACACAUUCCUCGCUACGCAUCCUCGCAAAGCUUUGGUGGAGCGCAGCCUUAUAACCCCAAAUUGGAAUAGUUAUUUGAGUUAAAACUGUUUUCAUGGUACACGUAGCGGGAAAGUUUUUUUUUUUCGCUUUUACCCUGUAGUGUGGGGUGACGUUGGACAGGUCUUUUAAAACGAAUAGGGGUCUUACAUUUUUUUUUGAUAACGUGAAUAUUUUCGUAAAUAAUCGAUCCGAAAAAAAAAACAAAUUGUGUCCUCUAAUCUAACUUUUGAACCAUUGGUGCAAAUAAUUUGACAAAAAUAGUGAAAAUGGGGCUUGAUAGAGACAUUCAAUGAAAACUAUAGCUGACAUCAUCAGUUAAGCCAUUUUUGAGUUUUCGCAAAAAAGCUUCCCUUCAUAUUAAAAUGUAACUCCAUAUUCAUAUUAAAAACACGUAGAAAGCGCUGUAAAGGUACUCCCUUUUGCUUGUUAUGUACUAUGAUGCUUAAUAAUAGCAUGCUGCGGAACAUGUUCUUGGCUGGUUUUUGUAAUUCGGUUCAAAAGAUAUGUAAGCAAAUUAUUGCGUGUCUAACGAUAAAAAAAUCACCGACUAUACGGCGACGCGCAAAUACAUGUUGCUGAUAAGGAGUAUACCUACCUGUCUGUACUUUUACCUAAUGAUAGAUUACAUUGACUACUUUCUUCAUUAUUUAAGAGCAAUUUCUUUCUUUCUCUCUUAAUCUGAAUCUUACUGUCCCCAUACAAAAUUAUAUGGCAAAAUCACCCGUCCAAAUUGUGGGGUAAUCAGGCGCGGAUACAAGAUUUGGCUUAGGGGGGGGCCAUUUUGAGAAAAUCAUAUAUUUUUGCACAGAAAAUAAGGUAAAAAAAAAUUUACUCAAUUUAGUAAUGUGAGAGCCAGGGUUUUAGGGGGGGGCCAUUGCCCCUAUGGCCCCCCCCUUGUAUCCGCGCCUGGGGGUAAUUUGAAGUUGUGAAUCCAUAGUGGAAGCACGGACUUCUGAAAAAGUUUCAUGACUCCACACUGGGAGCACCCAGACAAAAACGUGCUAUUUUAUGAUGCUUCGUAUUUUGUGUGUGUGUGUGUGUGUGUGUGUGUGUGUAAAUUGUACCUAGUUGUGAAUGAAAAAUUUAUAGGAAUGUAAAUUUCUUAUUUGUAUGGUUUUUGUUUGGAUACUUAAUAUUGUAAGAAAAUAAAACCAAUUAAUUCAUCA
Messenger RNA from Cydia pomonella (codling moth), 5463 nucleotides. RefSeq names its product ATP-binding cassette sub-family G member 1-like. Gene Ontology annotation, molecular function: ATP hydrolysis activity; ABC-type transporter activity; ATP binding. Gene Ontology annotation, cellular component: plasma membrane. Bases 295 to 2196 code for a protein of 633 amino acids. NCBI's taxonomy places the organism in Eukaryota, Metazoa, Arthropoda, Insecta, Lepidoptera, Tortricidae. The transcript has 11 exons. The record is from RefSeq and is a predicted model, not a curated record.